Venturia canescens is the source of this 3811-nucleotide messenger RNA. RefSeq lists its product as uncharacterized. NCBI's taxonomy places the organism in Eukaryota, Metazoa, Arthropoda, Insecta, Hymenoptera, Ichneumonidae. Gene Ontology annotation, biological process: outer dynein arm assembly; cilium movement. The record is from RefSeq and is a predicted model, not a curated record. Gene Ontology annotation, cellular component: ciliary tip; ciliary basal body; ciliary rootlet.
GUGGAUGGUCAUGCAUGCGAGGGCGCUCGAGCGCCAUCGAGCCGAUUAGCUAGACACACCGACUUAAUCGCAAUGGGGUAUAAAGAUAAAAAUUUCAAAGAUCCGUCCGUGAUGCGGAAAUUAUAUAUUAAAAUUACCAUGCACUAUAAUUCUUGUCGCUCCGUUUGCUUCAUGUUUUUGCUGUUGUUUCGCACGGGCGAUUAAGAGCUAGGGGUCGUCGCGCAGCGGAACGGUUUCCGAUCGUUUUUUUCGGUUUUUUUGUUGCUUGAACCCAGAGUCUUUUUCGAGUAGUGGGCCCUCGGAGCGCGUGGAAAGUUUUUAUGUCACCCGCGGGAUGGGUAAGAGCAGAGAUAACUCAUCGAAGAGAAUGAAGCCGCACGCGAUUAACGGAGGACGGAGGAGCAAGAACGUACUACUCUCGUGGUUUUGACACGAGAGCACGACGCCCCCUAGCAAACUGAUGUUCUCAAAGUACUCGACUCGUCUACAAUCGGACGGUUGACGGAUUAAAUUAGUCACCCUCGCCAAAGAUAAUUACGCUUUUUAAUUGAAUUCGCAUCCAUAGCGACAAAAUCAUUAUUGACGCUUCUAUAGAAUUACAUAAUUACUUGGAGAAAGUUUUCCUUCUUUCUAUUUUCAAUUUAAUUCAUUAUCGGCAUCAAACCCACCCACCUCCUCCCUUUUAUCGGCAGCCUUUUUUUCUAAUCACUUUUUUAUCCAUAUAAUGCGUGAAUUUUAUUUUUCGAAUAUGGAACCUUUGCGAUUCUUUAUAUUAUUUGUAUACUUUGUUGAAAAAUUUUGUUCUUUUGUUCUCUCCGCUCUAUCAUCUCUCUCUCUCUCUCUCUCUCUCUCUAUUCCUCUCGAUUUAUCUGCUAUAUUAAAAACUAAGCGAAAAUCUUUGUAUCAUAAUUACUAAUACGUGUAAUCGACAGCCCAGGAUCAACACUCUCAGUUUUAUUAGAUAAAUAUGCGUAUAUACUAUAUUUGCGUGCUUGCGUCAAGACCGGAGCACUGAUUUUCCAUUGUUGGGGUAUACAAGUUUGCUUUUCUCUCGACAAGAAUGUCAUAUAAAUAUAGUAGGAUGCUGAUCAUACAAAGGCGGCAAAGAAACCGCAUUCUCUCUCGCUCGGCAGGGUGACACCAGAGUGACAAGAUGUAGAACGACGGCCAAAGGACGUUAAGUAACAACUUUUGAAAUUCUUUGUUCAGCGCUCGUGCAAUCAGAGAGAGAGAGAGAGAGAGAGAGAGAGAGAGAGAGAGAGAGAGAGAGACAACCUUGCCGCCUCUUAAUUAAUAAUCCUUCGAGGCUCGCCGACGUCGCUUCAACGCGGCCUUUUAAUAAUAACGAGCUCUCCUAUUAUACACACACGGGGUUGCAAUCCCGAUCGUAUAUUAAAGCGCCUUGCUGCUACCGCACGAUCCUAAUAUUUUUUUCAUUCCGCCAGCUCCUAUAAUUGCUUUCUUCUUUUUCGUCGCCACCUUUCUCCGUUAUUUAUCGCAAUUUUCUUCUUAUAUAUAGUCUUCUCUCCGAAAUAUAAAAUCCAACAGUCAUCCAAAUUAUUAUUCAACUUCAAAAUGGGGGGAGGGAUCCCUUCUUCUUCUUUCUUGGUUUUUGUUUUGUUUUUCUCAUCAGUUCUCGCCGCGAGUCCUCGCUAAGCUAACCUCCCGCGUGAUUUUUCUAAUAAUUGGACGAUAUUCUUUGGAGAGAGCCUCGACAAUAGUCGGUACAAAAAGUAAAUAAAAAGGUCGAUCGGGAAGAAGAAAGAUCUAUUCGAUAUGAUAUCGUCAAAAUGCGUUAAAAUACACGGAAUGAAAGAUGACAGAUGGACCAUCAAAGACAAGAUCAACCAGUAUCGCGGAAUUCUCAAGCUACACGGUAAAUCGAUUGUCGCGCAUAGUCUUGUAGCAGACGUCAAGGAAUACCGUGGAAUCGUCAAGGACGUGGAGUACGGGGGGGACAAGAGACGAAUGCACACUCUAUUACAGGAACACAGAGAUAUUCAAUUGGCCUUUGAAAAUCUUGAUCCCAACGCAAUCGAAGAGGGGAUUUUCCAAGACAGUUGUCUGAAACGACGACAACUCGACAAGUUCUAUUACGAGAAGAAGAAAAAAAUGAAGCAAUUUUUCAAUCUCAAGGUUAUUAAACGAAGCAAAAAUAAAACUACAGUCCUUUUGCCUUUACUAUUUAUUUGUAUGUUGAUUCGUGUAUUUUGUUUUGUUAAGUAUUUGUUGUAUGAACGAAGGGAAAAGGGAUGGGUGGUAGCGAUGGGAGAGAGUAGGGAAUCUCGUCGCGGGCUAAGAAGCUUUCAUCCACUUUGGUGCAACGUUAACAGGAUUAAUUAUAAAAUUUUCAUGAUAAAGUUGGAGUGCACCAUCCUGUCGGACAAAUACGAGAGAGAAGGGGACAACCUUCCGAAUUAUCAUGGGCAGCACGAGCAGCACCAGGGACUGACAACGGAACAUCAUCGGUUCGUGGCGAAGCGAAAUGCGGCGAAAAGUAUCCGCGCCACGUACGAAGCGAUGCUGAAAAUUUUAGAGAAGGACGCUAAAUAUUUCGACGCUGUAUUAGAAAGUCUCCAGGAGGACCGUAUCUGUCAGUGUAAAAUUAUGCUCAAAGCAACGGUUAUGGGACAAUUGGCGGCUGAAAAUCUCGACGAUACGAGGCAAAGAUACAAAUCACUUGGGAAACAAGUUUGGAUCAACAUGAAGGAAAGAGAGCGUACUUUGAGCCUGGUACGUUCGCAGGUCCAAGAUUUGUGGGCAUACGCACAAUCGCUCGUUCGCGUCGAGAGCGAAACUAAUAAUACACCGGACAUUGAUGUCGCGUCGGAGGAGAGAUCCAACAGCGAGGAAACUCCGAUUAAUCGUCAAAUUGAACAAUUGGAAGAAACGUUCAACCGAGUGAAAAACUCACUCGGCGUACGUUCUUACGACGAAUUCCUCUCUCGGCUCGAUUAUCAGAUGAAGCACAGAACGCGUUUGCUCGCGCAAUUCAAGAAAAAUUUCAACGACCGCGAUACCUUUUUAAAUUUGAAAAAUCACGCUCUCCUCUCGCUAGCGACGCUGGAACACGGUACCCUCACCACUACGGGUCGGUACAAAACGGAAAAGAGAACGAUGCUCCGAGAGAUUGAGAAUCAGAAGAGGCGAGAAAGCGAUUAUCGGACAAUGAGAAAAUCCCGUGGCAAAUUGCUCGUUGAAAUAAGAGCAGCUUUGCAAAAUAUGCUGGGCAUGCUGAUUUGUGUUGAAGAGCAAGCGAGCAAACGAGCGAAGAAAGAAAAAGACUCGGAAAAAACGAAAAAAGAUAAAAAGGAGGAAGCGGAGGAGGAGGAGGACGACGACGGCGACGAAGCAAAUAAGAAAAGAAAGAAAGAAGCCCGGAUCGAUUUCAAGUUCGAGGGUGGUGCGCUGAAUUUAUUGAGCCGAGUCAGCGGCAAGGUAAAUACGCUUUUCGCAAUGUCCAACAUCGAAUUAGAUCCUGGCGAUGAGGCAAGAGCGAAAGAUCUUUAUCAACGUUAUGUCGCCGAUCAUCGAUCCAAAUUGAAAUACGAGGAGGAGGAGGAAGCCGAGCCUACAGGAAUACUCGUCGAACACGAAACUAUUGAUUCAACGAUCUUAUCAAGGGCGGAGGUAAAGCUACGCAGUAAGCAACUCGUUGAAGCAAACGCGAAAUUGGAAUGAGCGAUGUAGAAUUUUUAAACUUUUUGAGAUAACGGGCUUAUAUUUUAAUCUUCGCGAUGUUAUCGAAUAUUUGGCUCUGUUAAUAUUAUGACAAACGCGAUCGAAUGAAACACGAUUGAGUCAACAACGA